AAUUCAUUACCUGUCUAUGUUCAUUACCAAUUAACUAGUCACAAACAGUCACAAACAAAACCAUUUAUGUCACAAACAUUCACAAAUGAUUGGUAUAGGUGAAUGUUAGAAAUUUGACUUUUAAUGUUUUCCGUUGGUUAAUUUAAAAGAGCCAUAUGUACGGUAAAUUGCAAACCUUAAUAAUAACUUCAAUACAUAUCAAUGAGAAUGAGGCCAUGUUGAGGCCAAUAAGUAAUAUUCUGCUUCUAUGUUCAGCCUUCCAGUGCAGUGGUGUGUAGUGGAUGUGCUAAUGUAUGGGUGGAAAACAGUAUACGAUUAAAGAUUUUAUAUGUUUAAUAAAGUUAUCAUACUUAUAAUUAAAAAUGGAAAAUGCAACUUCAGAAAUGUCUAGACUUUGUCGUGCAUGUAAAAAUGAAUCCAAACAUAUGCUAUCGUUGUUUGAAUCUUUAGAAAACAUGGAACCCAGUCCCCGGAUUGACGAGAUGCUAAUGGCUUGCACUUCUAUUCAAAUUCGUUUGGGAGAUGGUCUGCCUACACUUAUUUGCUCACCUUGUACAGAUCUCCUGAGGGCAUCGUAUUUGUUCAAAAAAAAGUGUGAAGAUACUGAUAAUGAUUUUAGAGAGCAUAUUAAGCAGAUUAGAAAAGAUGAAGACAUUAAACCAAAUACCUCACAAACUACAUCUAAUUCUGAAUUGUCAACUAAUUUGUUAGAAGAAAUCAAUAAUGUUAUAGUUAAUAAUGUAUCGGAUUCUUCAUUACUUUCAUCCAAUUUGCAAACAAGCCUUCAAUCAGAAAUUAAAUGUGAUUCUGAAAACAAAGAUUUUAUAGAAAUUCUAGAUAACUGCCAAAUUCUUCUCACUUGCCGUACUUGUCAUAAAAGUUUUACUACAUGUGAUGGACUUAGGAGUCACAAAAGGUUACACACUGGUGAAUUAUUUCAGUGUAAAGUAUGCUCCAAAGUGUAUACUCGUCAAACGCACCUACAAAGACAUGAAACAACACACAAAAGACAUAAGGUACAUAUUUGUAAAAUAUGUAAUAAGACUUUAAAGAGAUAUGAGCAUUUAAAGCGUCAUCUGAUUACGCACAUUAGAGAAAAGCCAUUUGCUUGUAAAAGUUGCAGUCGUGGCUUUAGUAGGGCAGAACAUUUAGCAAACCAUGCAGUUCGUUGUAAAGGAGAUAAAGUUUAUGUUUGUGAUAUUUGUAAUAAAGGAUUCAAUCGUGCAGAUAGCUUGGAAGUUCAUAAAAAACUACAUGAAAAUAAACAACCAGUUCUACCUACUUUAGAAGAUUUGAAUAAUGUGGAGGACCACUAUUUUGAGAUUGAUUUUGAAGAUAGUUCAAUGCUUCAAGAUUUUGCUGAUGAUGGAGAUGGCGAUGAUGAUGAUGAUGACAAAAGAGACUGUUUUGAGCCACAAGUUAAUAUAACAGAAAACACAGACCAGCAGAUUGACUUGUACUCAUCAAAUUCAAAUAAAGGAGAAGAUAUUGCAAUACAAAAUGAUAAAAAAAGUCAGUAUGAAACUGGUGAAGUAAUUUCUGAUGAUGUUGAAAAUCAAUAUGACCACAAUUUUGUUGAUAUACAUCAAACUGAUGAUGAUGCUAAUGUUGAACCAGCUGAACAUGAUAGUGUGGAAAUAAUAACAAAAGAAGAAAAUGUAUAUGAUGAUGAUGAAUGCAGCUUUUUGGAUAAUAAGGCUGAAGUAGAGAAUCUGACAGUACAAAACGACACCACCGUGUACCCUGAACAAGAUACUGAGUUUAAUGAUGAAUAUGUUGCAGAAGAAUCAGAUAGUGCUGAUUCUGAAUAUCGGCCCAUGAAAACAGUUAGACGGUCAAAAGGUAAAAGAGGUAGACCUAAAAAGUACUCUAAAUCUCCUAAAGCAACUGGAAGGCCAAGAGGAAGACCAUUAGGAUCUAUAAAAGUAAAAAAAGUUAUAGAUGAUGAAAAGGCAUCAUGUAAGGAAUGUGGUAAAAAGUUUGUUAGGCAUACUAACUUGAAACGACAUCUUAUGUCUCAUUCUGAAAUAAAGCCAUAUCAAUGUGAAAAAUGCUCUAAGAGAUUCAAUCGACGUGAUCAUUUGUCCACUCAUAUGAAAUUGCAUUUUAGAAAAAAUAAAUUCCAAUGUGAAAUUUGUAAAUGCUCCUUUAGUAGAGCUGAUCAUCUUGCUAAACAUCAGGUAUCCAAACAUAACAUUGGAAACAUUGUCAUAUCGGAAAAGAAAUUUAAAUGUGAAAUUUGCCAAAAAGGAUUUACCACUGAAAAAUAUCGUGAUAUCCAUAUGAAAGGACAUAUGGGCGAAAACACUUACAUUUGUAAGACAUGCGAAAAGACGUUUAUUUCUAAAUCACAUUUAACAGAACAUAUGAAGUUUCACAACGAUCAUUGCAAGAAAUUUUUAUGUUCGGAAUGUGGUCAGCGAUUUAUAAGAAACGAUUAUCUUGUUAUUCAUAUGAGACGACACAGGGGAGAAAAGCCAUUCAAAUGUAAAUUUUGUGGAAAAGGAUUUCCCCGCACUACGGAUCUAACUGUACAUGAAAGGUAUCACACUGGUGAAAAAACACAUUUGUGUACAAUUUGUGGACGAGGAUUUGGAAGGGCUUAUAAUCUAACGGUACACAUGAGAACGCACACCGGGGAAAAGCCUUACCAAUGUACCUAUUGUGAUGCAGCAUUUGCCCAAGGAAAUGAUUUAAAAGCUCACAUUCGACGACAUACCGGCGAGAGGUUUCACUGCGAUCUUUGCAAUGAGAGCUUCUUAAUGGGGUACUUAUUAACGCAACAUAAAAGAACAGUUCAUGGACUGAAUGUUGUUAGUAAUAUCCGAAGACUUAAGCCAAUACAUAAAAUAGAGAAAACAGAUGAAAGUAAUUCAGACGAUCCGCCUCCCUUAACUAUCAAGCUUCCGGCCCCUGUUGUUCCAGUUAACGUUCUUCAAGCUCAGUUGGCAAUGGCUCAGCUGCAAAAUCAAAUUGGUGACUCUUGUGAAUUAAAAUUUGAGGCCACAUAAAGAAGGGUACACUGUUUAAAUUUGUUUAAUUGUAAUAUUAACACGAACUUGUUACACUUGAACCAAUUUGCACCAACUUCCCAAUUAGUGUUAUUAAAGUUUGAACAGAAGUUAUUUUUGA
Molecule: messenger RNA, 3132 nt
Organism: Agrilus planipennis (emerald ash borer)
Lineage: Eukaryota; Metazoa; Arthropoda; Insecta; Coleoptera; Buprestidae
Product: zinc finger protein 420
Exons: 7
Coding region: 363-3011 (882 amino acids)
Biological process (GO): regulation of transcription by RNA polymerase II
Cellular component (GO): nucleus
Molecular function (GO): DNA-binding transcription activator activity, RNA polymerase II-specific; RNA polymerase II cis-regulatory region sequence-specific DNA binding; zinc ion binding
Source: RefSeq, a predicted model, not a curated record